Molecule: messenger RNA, 1707 nt
Organism: Oikopleura dioica
Lineage: Eukaryota; Metazoa; Chordata; Appendicularia; Copelata; Oikopleuridae
Source: the annotation of a GenBank genome assembly
AUGGUAUCGUUUUUAAGAAAGGCCCUUCUGCUUGGCCUAGCAUUUGCUGACGAUCAAGCUUCUUAUACUGAAGAUGCUGGAGGUCUGUUUAGGACGAUGCAGGAGCAUCCUGAACGUGUAAAAUUGGACAAAAUUGAUGGAGAGGUCCCGAGCUGGCUGAAAGGAUCAAUGUUCCGAAACGGACCCGGACAAUACGAAUACGGACAGGAUCACUUCAAGCAUAUUUUCGAUCCCUCGGCGAUCAUCCAAAAGAUUGAGUUUGACAAUGGAGAUGUUCAUUAUCAGAGCAAAUACAUCGAGUCCACUCAUCGCCUCGCCAAUGUCGAAAAAGACGCCAUCGUCUACACCGAAAUGGGCACCUGGGCAGAGCCGGAAGGCUGUGAAGAUCUCGCCGACGAAGAACUUUCAAAAGCCCGAUGCUACCAUCUCUACGAAUCCUUCCCCUCAGAUAACACGAUCGUCUCGCUCUACCCGAUCCACGGCUGGAUGGUCGGCUUCACUGAGUCCCGAAUGAUCACUCUCAACGAUCCUGUUACUUUGGAAACAAAACACAUUUUGGACUUGGGCGAUGUCAAACCAGAGGGCUACUUCAUUGUCACUGUUCUUGCCCAUGGUUCUCUCGAUGCCAACGGAGAUUUCUGGACGAUGAGCGUAGGAGUCUACAACGAACCCUUUGCGUUUGUCCCAAAAACCGCAUAUGGAACGCUGAAGAUCAAAAACGCUGUUCGUGAUGUUGAAAACCCCUUUGCCUACCAAGCAACUCCGGAAGAAUUUCUCGCAUCUGUCGAAUUCGGCGACUUUUUGUACAAUGAAGAUGAGCGAGACAAGACCGUCAGAUACUUCCACAUGUUCGUCCAGACCACCGACUUCCUCGUCCUCCCAGUAACAAGCAUUGAACUCGACCCAUUCAAAAUGGCCGAUGCGUGUAAAGCAGGAGAGCCACCGAUGGACAUGAUGUUUUACAACGAAGAAAAGCCCGGAUACUUCAAAAUCUUCGACAAGAAAAACAUGAGGUGGUUCCCUAAGACGUUUUCAACAGAGGCCUUCAUGCAGAUUCACAUGAUUCAAGCUUACCAAGAUGGGGAUAAAAUCAUCUUGGAUACUUGCGAAACUCCCAAGGGGGAUAUCAUGAUGGCAUAUUACCUGGAUACAGUCAACGCUACUGGCCAAGCGCUCCAAGAAGUCCAUGAAAGCAUGCUCCCAAUUGGCAUUCCCGUUAGAUACGAAUUUGGCAUGGACGGUUUGAUGGCCAAAUCGGACGAAUACGUCGAGCCAACUGUCCUAUACGAGCCUGACAUGGUCAAUUGGCCAAUGUACACCGCCGCUGGAACUGACUUCCCAAUGAUCAAUUUCGAUUACGUCGGGGUAAAGUACGAUCACUUUUGGUCCGUUGGAAUGGGCAAUAUCAUGGCCGACAGGCUUUAUCACUCGCAAAUAUCAACCAAGGAACGAUUCGUUUGGAGAGAGGCUGGUUACUCCCCAUCCGAGCCCUUCUUCGUCUCCCGCCCUGGUGCCGAAUCCGAAACCGACGGUGUCCUACUCUCUCUUGUUUCGGCCUUCGAAGGACAUUCUGAUCUUCGACCGUUCAUGCUGAUUCUAGAGCCAGUUGAAAUGACAGAGAUCGCUAGAAUUUGGCUUCCAGAUGAUUAUGAUAUUUCUGUCUCUUUCCACGGCACUUUUGUUAAACACCAAGAAACUUUUUUAUAA